UUGUUCCGCAGCCUUAGCGACGCCAAAGAUCAAGUAUUUUCGUGGAGCUGGAUUUGCCAUCCAAUACGCAAACUUUUUACUUCUAAGUGAGGGUAAGUGGUGUUCAAAUAUGGCCAGUGAAGCUGAAAGAGAUGCAGGUAAUGGUGCCAGACCAAGCCCUAGUGGUUCUGUCAUGAGAGUAGAGACAGCUGGAGGGAAUAAGAUAGAGAUUAAUGAUGUUUGGACAACUAGAAUAUUGGUGACCGCCGUCUCUGGGACUGGAAUUUACGUGGUAAAAAGUUUAGUAACUUUUUUCCGUGAGAAUCCAAAAUUGGUUACAGAUGUAGUAAAAUGGGCUUUUAAAGGUUGGGGUGAAGCCACAGUCAAGCCUGGGUCAAUUAUUGUUGACUUGGAUUUUGGAUCACAGGAGAAAUUUUUAAAGUUUAAAGAAGACUUUAAGGAUGGAAAAGUUAAAGAUGCAUUGGAGAGAGGGUUAGGAGAAAUUGGCUACAAUGCCAAACUGGAAUUAAAACUCAUAAAGGAAACUCCCAAUGUGGCUGCAGUCGAAAUGAGCAAAGAAACUGUGAUACGAGAGACCAAGAAAGUUUCAAUUGCAUAUUGCAAUCCUAGAGUUGUGUCCCAUGGAGAAAGGAAAAAAGAAAAAGAGAGUGAUCAGAAAGCCGAAGUAAAAGAGAAUCCAGAAGGGACAGACAACCCAGCUAAAGAAGACAUUCAGUCACCCUCUCAAAAGCGUAAAGAAGCUUCUGGUUCCAAUGAAGCUAAGCAAAAGGAAGAAAAUGUUUCAGCUGCGAAAAAACUUAAACUUGACACUACUGGACAACCUGGAACUUCUGGGGUAUCCAGCACUAGUAAGACAAGGAAAAUUAAGGAGGAAGUAGUAACUGAUGAUGACAUUGAAACACUUGGCAAAGCUAUUGGUGGCAAGUGGGCUCAACUGGCACGUCGACUACUAAUUAAGAGGGAGGACAUAGAAGGAAUCGAUGACAGAUUUAAGACUUUGGCAGACAAGGGAUUUCAUAUACUGGAACUGUGGAAAUCAAACAAUGGGGAAGCUGCAGACUAUAAGACUUUGUAUGAUGCAUUAGUCCACAAUUUGGUACAGCGGAGAGACUUAGCAGAAAAGUAUUGUUUUCAAUGAUAAUAUCUCUUUGAUAUUACUCAUACCAAAGCCUGGCAGUUAGUUUAAAAACAGACGGCCACUAGGUGGAAAGUAGAGAUAACUUUGCUAGUUACCAGUAAAUUCCAGUUGACUAUUAAUUUUAAGAAUCUAGUGAUUAAUUUAACCUUGAUUUACAGCCUUUUAACCAUAGCCUUUUUACACCAUUUUUGGUGUUAAUAAUGGUAAUUGAACUAAAAGGAGUGCAAUUUUGGUGGCAAUCAUAUGUGUGAUUUCAAAAUUGAAUGAGCAUGAGUUCAAUUUGAAAUCACAAGUAUGAUUUCAGACCAAAAUUGCAUGACAUGAGGUUCAAUUACCACUUCAUUACAUCCAUUUUAAAAUCACCCAAAUACAGGACUUGGUCCAUUCUUAUUGAUGCAGUACUGAGCUGGUUUGAAUUUAAAUUCAUCCAUUUUUGGAAACAAAUGUUGCAAAAUUUGCCACAUGAUACUCUUUGUCUUUCAUUUUCCUGCAAUUUGAUUGGUUACUUUAAACAAGCCUUGAAAUCUGAUUGGUUGUUUUGUUUUUUGGUGUGACCUGCCCACUGGCUGGGAAAAAGAUGUAAUUUAAAGCAAAAAAAAGGUGCGAUUUGUGAAUAAAUUGCACCAAUUAGAGCCAAUCAGAUUACAGGGACAGCCAGUGAUUUCAAAAUGGUUGUAAUAAAGCUGAAUAUUGCAUAUGCAUUUGAAUGGAUCUAUCGGAGGACAGACUCGUAUAUAAAGUAAGAGUAUUUCAGAUAAACUAAGCAGUCUAAGUUUUUUUUAAUGUAGACCACUAUUUAUAGUUUUUAAAAAUAAAAACAGAACUGUAUGUUUAGAGCAUUUUGGUUAGUGAUUAAAGUAGGGUUUUUAGAUCCGCGUUUUUCAUGAUUGAGGGACACAACAUAUGCAGUCGAUCGUCAUUGGUAAUCUCAGCCCUAAUUUGUUCCAUUAUAAAUCGGGCAUGACGAUAAUGUUAUUUGCCAUGGUAGUAUCAUAGUUAAUAAGUCUUUGCUUAGCAGCUGUCUUGUAUGAAAUAUAAUGGAAUAUUUACCCGGUUAUGAAAUACAUGGAGUAUAUUCACUUUGAACAUUCAAGGUGUGGUGUUCCAAAACGUG
Messenger RNA from Pocillopora verrucosa, 2252 nucleotides. Lineage: Eukaryota; Metazoa; Cnidaria; Anthozoa; Scleractinia; Pocilloporidae. The record is from RefSeq and is a predicted model, not a curated record.